This is a messenger RNA of Vigna umbellata (rice bean), 737 nucleotides long. Its product is annotated as antifungal protein ginkbilobin-like protein. Lineage: Eukaryota; Viridiplantae; Streptophyta; Magnoliopsida; Fabales; Fabaceae. The record is from RefSeq and is a predicted model, not a curated record. Gene Ontology annotation, cellular component: plasmodesma.
AUUUCAAGAAAGGAUAAUUAAGUACUCACUCUUGAAUAUUGGAACGCGAAUGAAGACAAUCACGCGAACUGCAACUUGAUCAUAAGAGAAAUUAAAAGUAAAUCAGUGAAGAAGACUCAAACCUACCCACAAAUUAUAAACUGUGUCGUUGACAUUAAUCGAAGAGCAUAGUAUUAAGAUGGGCAUUUCUUCCGAAAUUGCAGCAACUACGAUUGUUUGGCUGUGCCUGUGGAGUGUUGCUGACAGUGUUCUCAACACGAACAUCACCGCCGUUCUGUGCAACGUUGGUGGGUACACCUCAGGUGAUCCUUUUGCUGUCAGUUUAUCAUACGUUGUUGAAGAAUUGGAGAGAGAGACUCCAUCGCAGAAAAAUUACGAUUACUACAACAUUUCUCCAUAUCCUAAUGCCUUUGCCUACGGACAUGCCGCUUGCAACCUAAAUCUCACAACCUCUGACUGCAAAACCUGUCUUGGUGUUGCCAAAACGGCCAUAUUCAACGGAUGUCCCAAACGGAUAGGAGCUCGCUCGGUGCUGCAUGAUUGUACGAUCAGGUAUGAGCAGUACCCAUUUGACGAUUAGAGAUACAGAAUUGUUGGAGUUUUUUCUCAUGUUUCCACCAGAACCCUUUGUAAGCAAUGAAUCUGUUUGUGUACCACAAAAAUGCUUAGUAAUAAAGUCAAAUACUACCUAUUCUAUUCUUUCAUGAUCAACUCUCAUUUUGAUUUCAAUUUGCUUA